Molecule: messenger RNA, 4240 nt
Organism: Ruditapes philippinarum (Manila clam)
Lineage: Eukaryota; Metazoa; Mollusca; Bivalvia; Venerida; Veneridae
Product: ATP-dependent translocase ABCB1-like
Exons: 28
Coding region: 121-3966 (1281 amino acids)
Biological process (GO): transmembrane transport
Cellular component (GO): membrane
Molecular function (GO): ABC-type transporter activity; ATP hydrolysis activity; ATP binding
Source: RefSeq, a predicted model, not a curated record
AUAAUUACGAAAUACGCAGUGAGCGAACCGGAAAAUUCGUCCUCAUGUUUAUUCGAUCCAUAAAAUCGAUACAUGUUUAACUGUAAAAAUUGGAGACUAGAUUUCUUUUGUGUGUGAAAAAUGGACGAAGCAGACGAAAGACAACCGCUUAUAUCAAAAGAUGCGAGUCUUGCGAUUAAUAAGGCGUCAUACACUCAAUCAGGCAGUGAAAAGGGAGAUACAAACACAGCAGAGGAGAAGAAGGAUGAUAGAAAGACAGCGUCUCUUAGAAAACUGUUCAGAACAGCCGAUCGUUUGGACAUUUUCCUCAUGUUUAUGGGAGGUUUGGCAGCUGUUGUCCACGGUGCAGGCUGGUCAAUAUUGAUUCUAUUCUUCGGUGAUAUAACCGAUCUAUUUAUAACAGUGAACACUUCAGUUGCGGCCUUGAACUCAACUGAGGGACGUUAUGAUGAGUUUAAUACACAGAUGACCAAAUACUCGUUGUAUUACGUAUAUAUCGGAGUAGCAGUCUUCGUAGCGUCUUACAUACAGGUAUGCUCAUGGACAGUGACUUGUGAAAGGCAAGUUCAUCGGAUACAAAAGCAGUUUUUUCGCGCCAUUUUGCGACAAGAAAUUGCUUGGUUUGAUGCACAUCAAAGCGGGGAACUUACAACAAGAUUGGCUUGUGACCUUGACAGGGUUCGGGAAGGUCUUGCCGACAAGUUUAGCUAUGCAAUUCAGUUUACAGCCCAGUUUUCCUUUUGCUUUGCUAUUGGGUUUUGGAAAGGCUGGAAACUGUCGUUUGUAAUAAUGUCAUUAUCACCCUUACUUGCAAUAGGGGCAGCAUUCAAGUCAAAGCUGAUAGCUAACUUCUCUAAGCGAGAACAAGAGACUUAUGCUCAAGGGGGCGGUGUAGCAGAAGAAGUUUUGUCUUGUAUAAAGACUGUAGCGUCCUUCAAUGGCCAGAACCAAGAUUUAAAACGAUAUGAGGAGAAACUUGAGUAUUGUAAAAAUCUGGGUAUCAAGAAAUCUUAUAUCACAGGAACUGGUCAGGGAUUCCCAAUGCUCGUCAUGUUCUCAGCAUACGCCCUUGCUUUCUGGUAUGGCACCGAGCAAGUGAAGUCCGGCGAUAUGACAGGCGGGACGGUUAUAACGGUGUUUUUCUGUGUGCUGAUAGGCACGUUUUCCAUUGGCAAUAUAACUCCUCAUCUAACAGCAAUCGUUGGGGCGAAAGGUGCCGCCGCCGUGCUUAUAGAUAUAAUUGACAACGAUCCGGAAAUUGACGCAAGCUCACGUGACGGGGAAGACCUGCAGGACAUACACGGAAAUAUAGAAUUUAAAGAUGUCGACUUUACCUACCCGACCAGAAAAGAUGUUUCGGUCCUGAAAAGUUUUAACAUGAAUGUAAGAUCUGGUGAGACAGUUGCUUUAGUUGGACCAAGCGGUUGUGGCAAGUCAACAGCUGUUAAUCUUGUACAACGAUUCUAUGAUCCUGACAAAGGGAGUGUUUCAAUUGAUGGUCGGGACAUCCGAGGAUUGAACUUAAAAAGUCUACGUAACAAAAUUGGCGUUGUCUCCCAGGAGCCUAUCCUGUUUGGCAUAUCAAUUAAAGAGAACAUACUGCUAGGGCAACCCAAUGCCAGAUACGAGGAAGUUGAGCGGGCGGCGAAAGAGUCCAACUGUCAUGAUUUCAUAAUGGCGUUACCUCAAGGCUAUGACACUUUGGUCGGAGAAAGAGGUGCCCAGCUUUCAGGAGGCCAGAAGCAGAGAGUUGCAAUUGCUAGAGCGCUCAUCAGAGACCCGAGAAUUUUACUUCUAGACGAAGCGACAUCAGCACUUGACACACAAAGCGAAAGAGUCGUGCAAGAUGCAUUAGAUAAGGCGAGACAAGGACGCACAACCAUUGUGAUUGCACAUCGAUUAUCAACAAUACAAAAUGCUGACGUCAUUAACGUUGUACAAGAUGGCGUCAUUGUUGAGUCAGGAAAACAUUCGGAUCUCAUGCAAAAACAUGGUGUUUAUCAUCAGUUGGUGACGGUACAGAUGCUGAUUGAAGAAGAUGAAGAUAUGAACGAAGAUGAUAACGCCUAUGGUGUAGACUUGGUACUAAAUGGUAUCCCAAGAAAGAUGACCAUAUCAGAGAAUAAGCAGCUUAAAAAGUCUACAUCAAGACAGAUUUCUAAGCUGAUUUCAAAGCCCAGUGCAACCGAUGAUGAAAAGGACAUAGAAGAAGAGGUUGAGACUGCCCCAGGAGCUAAAUUCUGUCCUAUGCUACAAGAAAAUAAACCAGAAUUACCGUUUAUUUUGAUUGGAUGUAUGGCAGCCGCUGUCAAUGGAUGUACUAUGCCGGCAUUUGCUAUAUUCUUUAGUGAAAUUAUCAAAGUAUUUAUGAACAACUACUCGGACAGUUUUUUGUGGAGCAUGAUGUUCCUAGCACUUGGUGGAGUUCAGUUUAUAGUUAAUUUCCUACAGUCGGUUUGUUUCGGUCACUCCGGAGAAAGAUUAACAUUUCGUCUACGUUUGAAGACUUUCCGUGCAUUUAUGAGACAGGAUAUGUCGUAUUUUGAUGACCCUAAACAUUCCACAGGAGCUUUGACUACAAGAUUGGCAACAGAUGCAUCACAAGUUAAAAAUGCAACAGGUAUCCGUAUAGCAACAAUGAUACAGUCUCUGUUUGGUCUUGUCGCUGCAUUGGUUAUAGCUUUUAUCUAUGGAUGGAAACUUGCAUUUGUGGUCCUUGCUGGCGUUCCGUUAAUGGCUUUGGCAGGUGCUUUACAGUAUAGAUUUGUAAUGGGAAACCACAAGAAAGAUAACGUUGAUCUUGAAGCAGCAGGGGAGACAGCAAGUGAGGCCAUAGAAAAUAUAAGGACUGUGCAGUCAUUGACAAGAGAACCGGAUUUCUUCCAGAAAUAUGCUACUUCUUUGAAUAAGCCAUACAGGACCAAUAUCAAAGCGGCGCAGCUUACUGGAUUAACUCUUGGUUUUUCACAAGGCAUUGUGUUCAUGAUAUAUGCCGGAGCAUUCCGAUUUGGUGCUUACAUGGUGACAACAGGGGACAUGACUCCUGACAAUGUGUUUAAAGUGUUCUUUGCCAUUUCUAUGACUGGUAUUGUGAUUGGACAAAGUAGCUCUUUUCUGCCAGAUUACAGUAAAGCGGCCACUGCAGGUGGUCUCAUAUUUAAAACUUUAGAUACUAUUCCACUCAUCGAUGUUUUCUCAAAACGAGGCCAAUACUUAUCUAACAUAUCUGGACGUGUACAAAUAAGAAACGUAACCUUUAAUUACCCAAUGCGACCAGACGUGCCAGUGUUAAAAGGUAUUAAUAUAGACGUAGAACCAGGGCAAACUGUGGCACUAGUAGGUCCGAGUGGAUGUGGCAAAUCCACGGUUGUGUCUCUUCUACAACGAUUUUAUGAUCCGCAAGAUGGGAGCAUAAGUAUUGAUGGUAUAAACAUAAAAGAUAUCAAUCUCAUUAGAUUGAGACAUCUUAUCAGCGUGGUAAGUCAGGAGCCAGUCUUAUUUGAUUGUAGUAUUAAAGACAAUAUUACAUACGGUCUUGACAGUUCAAUAGGUAUGGAUGAAGUCAUCGCAUCAGCACGUGCAGCAAACAUACAUGACUUUAUAUCUAAUUUACCAUCGGGGUAUGACACAGUAGUAGGAGAGAAAGGCACACAGUUGUCAGGAGGACAAAAACAACGAGUAGCAAUUGCAAGAGCUUUAGUGAGAAAUCCGAAAAUACUUCUUCUGGAUGAGGCCACCAGUGCAUUAGAUACUGAAAGUGAACAGGUUGUACAAGCGGCGUUGGACAAUGCACAAGAAGGGAGAACGUGUAUAGUAAUUGCCCAUAGACUAUCGACUAUACAAAAUGCGGAUGUUAUAUAUGUUAUAGACGCUGGUAAAGUUGUCGAGUCCGGCAACCAUCAACAUUUAUUGAACAAAAAAGGAGUGUACGCCACAUUGGUGUCAGGGCAACAGUUGUCAAAAUAAUGUGAACUAUAAGGUUUUUAUUUUUAGGAUUUAUUUAGUAAAUACCAUGAUCUCUACGUAUUUUUUUGCAUUACAAACUAUCAGAGGUUCGUUACGAACACAAAAAACAAUGUAUCAUGGUAAUUUCUCCGGAUUUGUGAGAGAAAUUUAUUGUUUCAUAUUAAUAGUUAUAUCAUUAUAUGUGUUUCAGGAAAACAACAUUCUUUUAUAUUUAUAAUUGCUUUCAUUUUUUUUCUCCUUCAGAAAUUAUUAUCUUUUUGUUUUAGACACUAUU